Messenger RNA from Sporothrix brasiliensis 5110, 300 nucleotides. RefSeq lists its product as uncharacterized. The transcript is spliced from 2 exons. The record is from RefSeq and is a predicted model, not a curated record. The coding region runs from base 1 to 300 and encodes 99 amino acids. Lineage: Eukaryota; Fungi; Ascomycota; Sordariomycetes; Ophiostomatales; Ophiostomataceae.
AUGCGCAGCUUGCCAAACAGAAUCAAGCCAUACGCCGUCGAGGCCACGCGCACGAGCACAAAGUCGUCAGCCGAAAACGACGCCAGGUCGUUCUGCUGCGAGCAAACGUACCGCCACUGCAAAGCUCUCGGGCUCGUGCUUGUCGUGCUCGUGGCGCAGGUGGACGAGCUGCGUCUUGAGCUCGUGCUCGAUUUCGCCAAAGGCCGUGACGGAUGCCGCCUUGGGGACAUGCGCCUCGCCGAGAUCAGACGUCUCUUUGGUAGCCUGUUACGUGUUACACUCGGCUCUGAGAUGCGGUAG